Ochotona curzoniae (black-lipped pika) is the source of this 5336-nucleotide messenger RNA. RefSeq names its product phosphatase and actin regulator 1 (gene PHACTR1). Gene Ontology annotation, biological process: cell motility; stress fiber assembly. Gene Ontology annotation, molecular function: actin binding. Lineage: Eukaryota; Metazoa; Chordata; Mammalia; Lagomorpha; Ochotonidae. Bases 327 to 2282 code for a protein of 651 amino acids. The transcript has 13 exons. The record is from RefSeq and is a predicted model, not a curated record.
GUAGCUGGCUGCACACCCCGGCGGAGGGUGGGGCUGCCGGAGGAGGAGGAGAAGGAUGCACACGUGAGACCCUGAGGCGGGGAGGUAGGAGUGCAGCAGCUCAGGUAGGACAGAACAGCGCCUUCCGCCCACCCGCCCUGGGCCUCAGGGAUUCGGGUCGGCAAGGUCAAGACCCUCGGGCGCCUUCCCGGACCCGCCCCGCCGCCGAGGAGCUCGCGUGGAGCGGCUGGGGCGGGGCGGGGGCAUGCGGGCUCGGCGCAGGGGCGCGGGGUGGCUGCGCGCUGGGGCCCGAGCGGCGCCAGGCCCCGGGAGCCGCGGGGCUCCGGAUGGCGGAACCCACGUGCGCCGCCAAGCCCGGGAGGUUUGCGCUCCGCUCGCGGCGCUGCAGGGAGGGCGCGGUGCCCGGCGUGAGCGUCGAGAAACCCCCGAAGAGAGCUUUUGACUGGCUCAGGAUGAAGCCCCCGAAGGAGCCCGCUCCCAACUACAACAACAACAACGUGUCCUUUGUGAUCCACUGUCAACUAGGCAAGGAGAUCAAACAUAUUUGCAGCAACUGCAGUCGGGGGGAGGCCGCCCGGGACGCUGAGGAAGUGGAGAGGCUGGCGGCGAUGCGUUCUGACUCCCUGGUCCCGGGCACCCACACCCCGCCCAUCCGGAGGAGAAGUAAGUUUGCCAACCUGGGAAGGAUUUUCAAGCCUUGGAAAUGGAGGAAGAAGAAAAGUGAGAAGUUUAAACACACAUCUGCAGCCCUGGAAAGGAAGAUAUCGAUGCGGCAAAGCAGAGAGGAACUUAUAAAGCGAGGAGUCCUGAAGGAGAUCUAUGAUAAAGAUGGGGAGCUCUCCAUAUCGAACGAAGACGACUCCCUGGAAAACGGACAGUCCCUGAGUUCCAGCCAGCUGUCUCUGCCUGCCCUGUCUGAAAUGGAGCCGGUCCCCAUGCCCAGGGACCCCUGCUCAUACGAGGUGCUCCAGGCCUCAGAUAUCAUGGACGGGCCAGUGUCUGAAGACAGUCCCUCUGCCAGUGAGUCUGGAGUCCUUCUGUCCCAAGAUCCUUCAGCCAAACCAGUCCUGCUCCUGCCCCCCAAAAAACCUGCUGCUUUCUCUGGAGACCAUGAGGAGACCCCAGUGAAGCAGCUGCCCCUUCUCAAGCAACCCCCGGCCCUGCCUCCCAAACCCACUGCCAGGAUUGCCAGCCACUUAACAGAUCCUGGCGCCCCUGUGAAAUUGCCUUGUCUACCAGUGAAACUCUCGCCUCCGCUACCUCCAAAGAAAGUCAUGAUCUGCAUGCCCGUGGGGGGGCCCGAGCUCUCGCUGGCAUCCUACGCAGUCCAGAAGAGUGGCCAGCAGGGUGUGGCCCAGCACCACCACACGGUCCUGCCCUCCCAGCUCCAGCAUCACCCGCCCUACGGCAGCCACGGGCAGCACCUCCCCUCCUCCACCGGCUCCCUCCCCAUGCACACCUCGGGCUUCAGGAUGAUAGAGGAACUGAACAAGACGCUGGCCAUGACCAUGCAGAGGCUGGAAAGCUCCGAGCAGCGGGUUCCCUGUUCCACGACUUACCAUAGCUCUGGUUUGCACUCUGCUGACGGUGUCACGAAAGCAGGACCCAUGGGCCUUCCAGAGAUAAGACAAGUGCCAACUGUUGUGAUUGAAUGUGACGACAAUAAAGAAAAUGUGCCUCAUGAGUCAGACUACGAAGACUCGUCUUGCCUAUACACAAGAGAAGAUGAGGAAGAGGAGGAGGAUGAAGAUGACGACAGCUCACUGUAUACCAGCUCUCUGGCCAUGAAGGUCUGCAGGAAGGACUCUUUAGCCAUCAAACUCAGCAACAGGCCCUCCAAGCGAGAGCUAGAAGAAAAGAACAUCCUUCCCCGACAGACCGAUGAGGAGAGGCUGGAGCUAAGGCAACAGAUCGGCACCAAGCUCACCAGGCGGCUGAGUCAGCGGCCAACCGCAGAGGAGUUGGAACAGAGAAACAUUUUGAAACCUCGGAAUGAACAAGAGGAACAAGAGGAGAAAAGAGAGAUCAAGAGAAGGCUAACGCGGAAGCUAAGUCAGAGGCCCACGGUGGAAGAACUCCGGGAACGGAAGAUCCUUAUCCGCUUCAGUGACUAUGUGGAAGUGGCUGACGCGCAGGACUAUGACCGCCGGGCAGACAAGCCAUGGACCCGCCUCACUGCUGCCGACAAAGCUGCCAUCCGGAAGGAGCUCAAUGAAUUCAAAAGCACUGAGAUGGAAGUUCAUGAGUUGAGUAGGCACUUAACAAGGUUCCACCGACCUUAACAGUCAAUUUCCUCUUGAGUGCUAUGCUGUCUUCAAAACAUAAAUUUAUAAGAACCAUAAGUGCUGGUAUUUAUUCACUUCCCCAUUAUGAUGUAAAUCUUCUAAACUGCCUUUUUAAAAAAGAAAAAGAAGAAGAAGAAGAAAAAAAAUAAAAGGAAACACAAUCAGGAUUCUCUGUGUAGAAAAAGCAAUGGUGACCGCUCUGUGGUCGGAGCUGCCGGCGCCAAUUCUGAUACAGAAACCGUGUCCACCCUCAGCGGGACCCUGACCGAAGACUUUCCCAGCAUCUUUCCCAGCAGGCUCCAAGUUCUCAUCCUCUCGCGUGAACCUCCUCGAGAUUGUCUCCUGAGGCCAAAGAAAGCAGAGGCUGUGGGUCUGGCCUGGACAGGACGGUGCAAAAACAGUUAUGACCUGGUUGGCUUUUCCAAACUCUGCCCAGUGUACCAGCUCCACUGGGGUCAUCUUGAUGGCAAUGGGGAGGGGGAGGGGUCCUUAAAAGGGUGGUGCAUAGUUGCAAGGAGCACUUCUCAGCUGUCCCUGCCUUUUUUCUUCCUUACACCACUAUCUGCACAGGAGUGGAUCUGGCACUUACAUACACACACACACAUGCACACGCACACACUCACACACAGAGCUGUUGCUGAGCUCAUUCUUAGGGUUAGAGCAUAAGAGCACGAAGGACCCUGCUCGGCCGAUGAUCCUCAUCCCCGUGCCCUCCAGGGCCAGCCACUCUAUGGCUUGUGGGUUAGCGGCUUCUAAAUGUAGGACCUUUGCACACAGGCCAGCAACCAUUCCUGUAGGUCUGGCUCCCCAGCUGGGAGCAGCUGGAACUCUGGAGCUCUCCACUGGCCUUCCAUUCUCCUUUUCUUGCACUGUAGAGUGUCUAGGGAGAAGCCCUGGAGCUCAGCAGGUGCCAGAGCCAGGCGAGCACCAGCCAUGCCUCCUUGAGGCAUACAUCUCUGUUCCAGCCUAUCCAGAGAGAAUUACUCCAUCUCUCUGCUCUCUGACUCAAUGCAGGUUAGGGUGAUGAGACCCUCUGCCCUAGGAUCACAUGUGGCAGGGACAUGAAGGGUCCCCCUAGGGAAAGGACAGUCCUAGUCCUUCCUAGGCAUCCUUCCCUGCCGCAGCCUCUCCCUGCUAGCCGAGCCCACGGGCCUUGGCAGCCAGCUCUGCCCAGCCUUCCAAGUGGUUCUCAAGUUGCCAUGGCCUCUCUCAGUGCAGGCUCAUUGUACCCUCCCAGGAUUUUAACAGAUGCCACAAAGAGUAAUCUUUGGGUAUAUACCCAUUGGUGAGGCCAUGUGGUUUUCUGUGGCCAGGGAUGACCCUCGUGGCCAACACUGAACCCUGAACCAGACAGAGUUUAGGUUGAGCUCAGGGCAGCUCUCAGGCAGUGCCCACCCCUCACCACCAGUCCACGCUCCCCAAAACCACCUCUGCCCAGCUCAGAAGGAUGCAUCGUUGGAUCCCAUCUUCCCUUUGAAUGUGGUUUCUGAAUAGUUCCUGCCAGGGUGAGAGGAGGUGUUGUUCAGGGAAAAUACCGUUGGGAUUUUAGCAGGGCUUUGAUCAUAGCCUUCUGGAAAGGCUUACUGACGUUUGAAUGUGCACAUGAUGAUAUGAUGGAAGGAGCAGGGCUCUUUCGUUGAACUUGUCCACAGCAGGUGAGCGAGCAUGUGUUCUAGGCGGAGACUGACUUGGGCUCAGGGUCUAGCCUUCCUCUUUACUCCAGGAGCACCCAGUGCCCAGGGGUGACAGUCAGGCCUUUUACUAGCUGGGAACAGAUCACAAGGGAGUUCUUCAUGUCAUUGACCUUGACUCCCCUGGCAAAGACCCAGCGUUUCUCUGCUGGCCUCAGUUCUUGGGCCUUCAGGUUCCCCAGGAACCUAAGGACCAGGUGCUUCUCCGCUACAGCCAGCAGGCAGCCCAGCUCUGUCAGCCCAGAGCGCUCCACUCCAGUGCUGCCAUGCACUUUGUACAUGGAAGAAAUGGAGCACCACUUCUGUUUAUUUUUGUAGCGCUCACUCACUCGGGGUCAAGGGUGCACCUGCCAGGCCAGUGCAAAGUUACCCCCCCUUUAGGGCAGGUCCUCUCACAUAGGCUCAGGCACCUCUGUGGUCCCAGUGGACCACAGAAUAGGGUGGGUUGGGGGGGACUGCUGUUUCUUAAAACCUUCACAUCUUCCUGGAAAUCUGGCCCUUCUUCAUUUUUUGCCAUAUGGUUAUGGUGAUGAAACAAUUUGUAUUCCUUUCCAAGAUAACUUGACCAUUAAUUAGGGAAAAGAGAAUCAGAAAAGAGAGGAGAAUUGGAUAACUUAGAAUGUAUCCUCUUCCUGGAAAAGAUACAAGUUUUCUUGUUUCUUUGAGGAAAAUUCUCAAGUGGUUUGUUAGAUUCACAUGAGAGGAAAAUUAUUCAGUGUCUCCAAUCAGAUGCCCCCUGCUCCCAGUCAGAUGUUGUCCCAGAUACCUCUUUCCCCCAGAAGACUCUGUCUGCCACCACUGGCUUUUUCCCCAACUGCUGAUGCAGGAUUUGUUAUUUCAAGGGCUCUCCAUGCUAGGUAGAAGACCCGAGCCUUCCUGGCAGAUGAGAGAACCCAAACAGUGCAAGGGAAGACAGUGCUGCAAAGCUGAGUUUCUUUUUCUCCCGCUUAGGAACUUGUGUUGAUAUUUGCCAAAUGAAACUUGUGGUGUGUUGCAUUGAGGAAUGCAAAUCCCAGGCCCUCUCUGUGCACAGCCAGUGGGCAAAGGCCACUCCCGAUGACCCUUCCUUCCCAUCUGUCUCUUCAUCCCCAAACGGGUUGCAUUUUCCAGUUGCUUCCCCGGGCGUCUGUAUAUAGUUUGUCUUUGUAUAGGAGUGAGUGUGGUGACUAUCAGUCCCGGGCUCUCCAUUAGCAGAGGACGGCUGCCUGUGGAAGACACUGUAUAUAGAAAAUAAAUGAAACUGGAUCUCUAUGGCCUAGGUUUUGUACAUAUAGAAACUGCAUGGUAUUUAAAUUAUUGUUUGUCUCUGAUGAUGUAUGCAGUUUCUUUAAAAACAAACAAAGUCUUAAAAAAAAAAACU